GCCGGAUUGAGUCACUCCACGACGCCUUUUAGCAACAUGUGGCCUUAAUACCCUCACUCGUAACCAAUUGCACGGAUUGACUCUCUCCCCUUCAAUUGAUACUGGAUUGCCGCCUUCAGUGCCUCCUCCCCCUCGGAGUUCGCACCAGACCCCGCCAACAUGGCCACGAACGGAGCCCCAGCCGAGCCUACUAAGGUCAAGAUCUUGGGCAAGGACUCAAUUGUAGUAGACUACGGGCUAUGGCGGAGCUACGUUGCUCGAGACCUCCUCACCAACAUCCCCUCUUCAACCUACGUGCUCAUCACAGACACAAACAUCGGCCCACUUUACAUACCCUCCUUCGAGAAGAGCUUCAAUCGAGAAGCUUCCGUGCUUUCGUCCGCUCCACGGCUUCUCACGUACCAGAUACCGCCCGGCGAGAAUUCAAAAUCGCGAUCCACAAAAGGCGUAGUAGAGGAUUGGCUGCUGUCGCAAGGAUGCACAAGGGACACUGUCAUAAUAGCGUUGGGCGGAGGCGUAAUCGGGGACAUGAUUGGCUUUGUAGCCGCGACGUAUAUGCGCGGGAUCAAGUUCGUGCAGGUGCCGACGACGCUGCUGGCUAUGGUCGACUCGUCGAUUGGCGGAAAGACGGCGAUUGACACACCAGCGGGCAAAAACCUUGUUGGAGCGUUCUGGCAGCCGGAGAGGAUAUUCAUUGAUCUACAAUUCUUGGAGUCGCUGCCUAAGAGGGAGAUCAUAAAUGGUAUGGCUGAAGUAGUCAAGACCGCAGCCAUUUGGGACGAGGACGAGUUCACCGCGCUCGAGGGCAACGCCGAGACGAUACUUCAUGCGAUCGAAGAGAAGCAGGUAGGCGGCCGACGCGACUUCACCAACAUAGCUUCAAUUUUGAAGCGCAUAGUGCUCGGGUCAGCGCGAGUCAAGGCUGAGGUAGUGUCAGCGGACGAGCGAGAAGGCGGCCUACGCAACCUACUGAAUUUUGGACAUUCGAUCGGCCAUGCCAUAGAGGCCAUACUGACUCCUCAGAUUCUGCACGGGGAAUGCGUAGCAAUAGGCAUGGUUAAAGAGGCGGAACUGGCGAGAUACCUGGGAGUGCUGGAUCCGUCCGCUGUAGCUCGCUUGAGCAAGUGCAUCGCGAGCUAUGGUCUGCCGACAUCGCUGGCAGACAAGACCGUACGAAAAAGGUCCGCGCACAAGCAUUGUCCCGUUAACGAGCUCAUCCAAAUUAUGGCCGUCGACAAGAAGAAUGCGGGUAAGCAGAAGAAGAUCGUCCUUCUCUCGGGGAUCGGGAGAACAUACGAGAAGAAGGCGAGCUCAGUCGCGGACCGGGACAUCAAGAUCGUUCUCUCGCCCAGCAUAUCAGUUCACCCCGGGAUCCCGUCAGAUUCUAAUGUUACCUGCACGCCUCCUGGGUCGAAAAGUAUCUCAAAUCGAGUGCUAGUUCUGGCAGCGCUUGGUUCCGGGUCAUGCCGAAUCAGCAAUCUGCUACAUUCAGAUGACACGCAAGUCAUGUUGGACGCACUGGCUAGAAUGCAGGCAGCGACCUUCUCGUGGGAGAACGACGGAAAAGAAUUGGUUGUCACCGGAAAUGGAGGGAACCUGAAGGCCACCGAUGACGAGCUCUAUCUAGGCAACGCAGGAACGGCAUCCCGCUUCUUAACCUCCGUAGCUGCUCUAGCAAGCCGCUCAGAAGACAUCACAUCAACAGUUUUGACGGGCAAUGCGCGGAUGAAGGAGCGGCCGAUUGCGCCACUCGUCAAGUCCCUCCGAUCAAUGGGCAUUGAUGUUCAUUACAAAGAAAAAGAGGGAAGCUUGCCCUUGCGGAUAUCGGCUUGUGGCGGCUUUGGAGCUGGCUCUGGUGAGCGCGAAUUUACCGGUGACAUCGAGCUUGCAGCAACCGUAUCCUCGCAAUAUGUGUCUUCUAUCCUUAUGUGCGCACCGUACUCGAAGAAGCCGGUCACCCUUCGUCUCGUGGGCGGUAAGCCCAUCUCGCAGCCCUACAUCGACAUGACCAUCGCCAUGAUGGCUAUGUUCGGUGUGCAGGUUGAGGAGUCACAGUCUGAACCCAACACCUACCACAUCCCGAGCAAGCCGUACACCAACCCAGCCGAAUACAUCGUAGAGAGCGAUGCUAGCUCAGCCACUUACCCGUUAGCUAUUGCAGCCAUUACGGGAACGACAUGCACGGUACCGAACAUCGGCUCUGCAUCCCUCCAAGGAGACGCACGCUUUGCAAUUGAGGUCUUGAAGCCGAUGGGCUGCAAGGUUGAGCAGACACAGACCUCCACGACCGUAACAGGGCCUCGGAGAGGUAGUCUCAAAGCUGUCAAAGAGGUUGACAUGGAGCCGAUGACAGAUGCUUUCCUCACGGCAUCCGUGCUCGCUGCGGUAGCUUCCUCGAACGGCUCCACCACGACCACACGGAUAUAUGGCAUCGCUAACCAGCGUGUGAAAGAGUGCAACCGCAUACAAGCUAUGGAAGAUGAGCUUGCUAAGUUCGGUGUCACAUGUCGGCAAUUCGAUGAUGGAAUUGAGGUUGACGGUCGAGGCUAUCAGCUAGAUGCGCGCAAAGAUGGAAUUCACUGCUACGAUGACCACCGUGUGGCAAUGAGCUUCGCAGUUCUCGCUCUCGUCGCACCAGAACCAGUACUGAUCCUUGAAAAGGACUGCACAGGGAAAACUUGGCCGGGUUACUGGGACAAUCUCCAUCAGCUAUUCAAGGUUAACCUUGGUGGCGUUGAGCCACCGCUUGUUCGGCAGAUUACCCAUCACGGUCUCAAGACGCGGGAAAAGUCCAUUUUCAUCAUCGGUAUGCGAGGCGCCGGUAAGACCACCGCAGGCGGCUGGGCAGCUCGCAUCCUAGGGUGGCCUCUAGUCGAUCUCGAUACAGCGCUGGAAGAACAUCUCAGCAUGACCAUACCAGAAAUCAUCAGAACCAAGGGCUGGGAUGCCUUCCGUGCCGAGGAAUUGGAGCUUUUGCACAAGACCAUGAAAGAGCGACCGACUGGGCACAUCUUCGCGUGCGGUGGCGGAAUCGUCGAAAUCCCAAAGGCGCGCAAGGUCUUCAAAGACUACCAGGAGGACGGUGGCAUUGUGCUGCUCGUUUCCCGAGAUAUCGCGAAGGUCAUGAGCUUCCUCCAGGUCGACAAGACGCGGCCUGCUUACGUCGAGGACAUGAUGGGUGUGUGGCUCCGUCGGAAACCGUGGUACUUGGAAUGCAGCAACUACCAAUUCCAUAGUCAGAGCGUUGACUCCGUCGGUCUGGCAACUACGCUUCAAGACUUUGAGCGGUUCCUGGAUCUCAUCUCCGGAAAGAGUGCGGCGCUUCAGACGCUAAAGCAGAAGAAGCAGUCGUUCUUCGUUUGCCUAUCAGCGCCUCAGAUACUCCCAUGGGUCGAGAAGCUCCCGGAAAUUAUAGUGGGUGCCGAUGCUGUAGAGCUGCGAGUCGACCUGUUGGAAGAUCCAAAGUCACCCGAAAUGCCCUCUCCUGAGUUCGUAACUGACCAGCUGGCUCUUCUGCGGACCGUGGUAACGAUUCCGGUAAUAUUUACACUACGGACGAAAGCACAAGGCGGCAGAUUCCCGGAUGAUGCUUAUAACGAAGCUCAGCAACUCUACCGUACGGCUCUGCGGUUAGGUGUCGAGUUUAUUGAUCUAGAGAUGACGAUGCCCGAAGAGAUCCUCCGCGAAGUUUCGGAGAAUAGAGGCUUCACGAACAUCAUCGCUUCUCACCAUGACCCACAAGGACAACUCUCAUGGAGCAACGGAUCGUGGAUACCAUUCUACAAUCGCGCUCUCCAGUACGGAAACGUGAUCAAGCUCGUCGGCAUGGCAAAGACGCUGCAGGACAAUUUCGCGCUCGCAGAAUUCAAAGCUUGGGCUGAGAGCUCGCAUCCUAUUCCUGUCAUCGCUAUCAACAUGGGCGAACACGGCAAGCUCAGCAGGAUUCUCAACAACUUCAUGACGCCAGUCGCGCAUCCUUUGCUCCCUUCUGCCACUGCACCCGGUCAGCUCUCCGCCACUGAUAUCCGCCGAGGCCUCGCACUGAUUGGCGAGAUUCAACCUAAGAAGUUCUGCAUCGUCGGGAGCCCGGUCCAGCAAAGUCGCUCGCCACCUAUGCAUAACACCUUGUUCCGAGAGACAGGACUUCCGCACUCUUAUGGGCUCUACGAAACGACGGAUGUUAAUGACAUAAAAGGCAUCCUUCGCUCCCCAGAUUUUGGCGGCGCGUCUGUUACCAUUCCGCUGAAGCAGGUUGUUCGACCCCUGCUCGACAGUGUAGGCCAAGAAGUCGACGCCAUUGGCGCGCUUAACACUAUCGUUCCCGAAGCCCAAGUGGACGUUGCAACCGGCCAAGAAGUCACCAAGCUCGUCGGUCGCAACACAGACUACCUCGGCAUGGUCCUCGUACUCCGCAACGCUGGCGCCCAAGGAAGCGCAGGCCUGCAAUCCGGUCUCGUUAUCGGCGGUGGCGGCACCUCCCGCGCAGCCAUCUUCGCGCUCCACGAGAUGCAAUACUCACCCAUCUAUAUCCUCGGCAGGAACGUCGAGAAAAUGGAAAAGCUAGCCCAAGACUUCCCCGCCACCUACGACAUCCGCGUUAUCCCUUCUCAGUCCUACAUCGCGAACCUCGAAAAGAUACCCACCUUGGCGAUCGGCACCAUCCCCGCGGACCAGCCCAUCGAUUCUUCUAUCCGCGAAACUCUUUGUGCGCUCUUCGAGAAAGCGAAGGACGAAGAGAAAGAGAGGAAGGAGGGUGGUGAGGUGCCUAUUGGUAGUUUGCCGGCGGAUGGAAAGAGGAUAUUACUAGAGAUGGCGUAUAAGCCGCCGGUUACGCCACUGAUUCGUAUGGCAAUGGAUGCUGGUUGGAAGACGGUGAAUGGGUUGGAGGUCCUGGUAGGCCAGGGCGUGUGGCAGUUUGAGUAUUGGACAGGGAUCAAGCCGCUGUAUCGGAUCGCUAGGGAUGCGGUUAUGGGCGCGUAAGGGAAUUAGAGUCAGCGAGUUGUAUAGUGUGCCUGUCUGAGAAUAGGGUCUGAUGUUUCUGGUCUCUGAAAAGGUAGACAAAAUCCGCGGUAAGGUUAGACAAACAAUCUUCCUCAUGUCCUACUCUGUGACGUAGGCUUCUACAACAUUCUACUCCGGCUUGUGACGACCAGCGCUUCCUACGGUCUUCCACCCUUUGCCAGAGACAUCUAGU
This is a messenger RNA of Trematosphaeria pertusa, 5194 nucleotides long. Its product is annotated as Pentafunctional AroM protein. The coding region runs from base 160 to 4980 and encodes 1606 amino acids. The transcript has 3 exons. Gene Ontology annotation, biological process: chorismate biosynthetic process; aromatic amino acid biosynthetic process. Gene Ontology annotation, molecular function: 3-dehydroquinate dehydratase activity; shikimate 3-dehydrogenase (NADP+) activity; 3-phosphoshikimate 1-carboxyvinyltransferase activity. Gene Ontology annotation, cellular component: cytoplasm. The record is from RefSeq and is a predicted model, not a curated record. Lineage: Eukaryota; Fungi; Ascomycota; Dothideomycetes; Pleosporales; Trematosphaeriaceae.